AACUUUGAUUUCCAUUCAGCGGCCGAGUUCCUCCCUGGAUCGGAGCGCCGAUCGGCAUGCCAUCUCCGGCGAUGCCCACCCCCUUCCGAGCCAGGGGCCUGCCUCCCGGACACCGGCGCCGGGGCUCCUGCAGCCCCCUGAGCCAGCUCCUGCCCGGCCGCCUACCGCGGCCCGCCGCCAAGGGGCUGUAUUACCGGAGGGCUCGCAGGGUGGGCGCCCUGGACGCGUCCCCCGCCGCCGACCUGAAGAAGGAGAUCCUGGUCAACGUCGGGGGCAGGCGGUACGUGCUCCCCUGGAGCACCCUGGACGAGUUCCCGCUGAGCCGCCUGAGCAGGCUCCGGCUGUGCCGCAGCUACGAGGAGAUCGCGCAGCUCUGCGACGACUACGACGAGGACAACCAGGAGUUCUUCUUCGACCGCAGCCCCAGCGCCUUCGGCAUGAUCGUGAGCUGCCUGGCGGCCGGCAGGCUGGCGCUGCUGCGGGAGACGUGCGUGCUGUCCUUCCGGGAGGAGCUGGCCUACUGGGGCAUCGAGGAGGCGCGCCUGGAGAAGUGCUGCCUGCGCGAGCUGCUGCGCAGGCUGGAGGAGCUGGCCGAGCUAGGGCAGCAGGAGACGCUGCACCUGCGGCAGGAGGCGCGGCGCCCCGCGGGGGACCCCUCGCGCUGGGGGGUCUUCAUGCACUGGCUGCGCGAGACGGUGGAAAACCCGCGCUCGGGGCUCCCGGGCAAGGUCUUCGCUUGUCUGUCCAUCCUCUUCGUGGCCACCACCGCGGUCAGCCUGUGCGUCAGCACCAUGCCCGAGCUGAGAGCGGAGGAGGACAAGGGUGAGUGCUCGAAGAAGUGCUACUACAUUUUCAUCGUGGAGACGGUCUGCGUGGCCUGGUUCUCCCUGGAGUUCUGUCUGCGCUUCGUGCAGGCCCGGGACAAGUGCCAGUUCUUCCAGGGGCCCCUGAACAUCAUCGACAUCCUGGCCAUCUCCCCGUACUACGUGUCGCUGGCCGUGUCCGGAGAGCCCCGGGAGGACGGCGAGCGGCCCGGCGGGGGCUCGUACCUGGAGAAGGUGGGGCUGGCGCUCCGCGUGCUACGGGCCCUGCGCAUCCUCUACGUCAUGCGGCUGGCCCGCCACUCGCUGGGGCUGCAGACGCUGGGCCUCACCGUGCGCCGCUGCACGCGCGAGUUCGGCCUCCUUCUCCUCUUCCUCUGCGUGGCCGUGACCCUCUUCUCCCCGCUGGUCUACGUGGCGGAGAACGAGUCCGGCCGGGUCCUGGAGUUCACCAGCAUCCCGGCCUCCUACUGGUGGGCCGUCAUCUCCAUGACGACGGUGGGCUACGGGGACAUGGUCCCGCGCAGCGUGCCGGGCCAGAUGGUGGCCCUCAGCAGCAUCCUGAGUGGGAUCCUCAUCAUGGCCUUCCCGGCCACAUCCAUCUUCCACACCUUCUCGCACUCCUACCUGGAGCUCAAGAAGGAGCAGGAGCGGCUCUGCGCGCGCCUCCGCCACCUGCAAACGGCCGCCUCCGCCAGCGAACACGAGCUUCUGAGUGACAUGGACGACCCGACCCCCGAGGGACCCGCCUUGCCUGCCAAAUACGUUUAA
Lontra canadensis (Northern American river otter) is the source of this 1592-nucleotide messenger RNA. RefSeq names its product potassium voltage-gated channel modifier subfamily G member 4 (gene KCNG4). NCBI's taxonomy places the organism in Eukaryota, Metazoa, Chordata, Mammalia, Carnivora, Mustelidae. The record is from RefSeq and is a predicted model, not a curated record. The coding region runs from base 57 to 1592 and encodes 511 amino acids. Gene Ontology annotation, biological process: protein homooligomerization; potassium ion transmembrane transport. Gene Ontology annotation, molecular function: delayed rectifier potassium channel activity. The transcript has 3 exons. Gene Ontology annotation, cellular component: membrane; voltage-gated potassium channel complex.